AAAAGAAAUAAUAAUCAAAUUCAUUAGAAAUUCAAAACUAAUGGCAAAUAAAAGGAUAAAAUAAGAGAGAAAACAAGUUUUGUCUCAUAUUUCGACCAAAAAACUAAACCAUAGGUAAGAAUAACUGCGACAGUCAUGAGUAGUGGAAAGGUAUCCUACGAGCGCCUGUACCUCAUCUAGUGGUCUAUGAGAUCAACUCUGUAUCCAUCGGUGGAUAUAAUUAUUUGAAUGAAUUGUUUUGAAGAAUAGGAAUAUCACAGACAUUCCCGUGACAUGUCUGUCCACACCAGCAAUUGUCACGAUAAGUAGUAGGGGAUCUCGACAUACCUGAGCCAUGACCUCAACCAAAGCCAUCGAGCAGUUGGUGUCGAUUCAUGUGUUUGAGAAUCAGUUACACAACUCAGUGGUCAUGAAGUGGACGUUCCCUUCCAUUGGACACACUCUGCGGUCAUAUAUCGAGACACAACUCAACGAUCAAUACUUUGACCCGAACUCAGGUCUAUUUGAUCGGCACUUCCAUUACCAUCACUUCGAAAACGUAUGGAUUUAUAUGCAUUCCUCUGAACCCCUGGUCCUGAGCUCACCAGAUGUCAAACAGUUCUCAAUCGUGAUAAUCGCUAAAGACUUUAAUCCAGAGAAAUACGAAACACUGACCAAAAUAUUUGUCAAAAUAUACCUCAAGAGCGGACAAAUCGAGAGACUCUUAUCGUAUUACUUAACACUUCUAAUAAAGGGCUCAUUCCGUGUGAGUGAGGAUCAGCUGAAUAAUUGCCAGAAAUUCAAUCUCGAAGACUACGAGUCGGUGGACACCAUCCACGCCAAGUCGACCAUCAAGUCUGUGAUCAAAAUGUUUGGAUUAGACGUUAUACUCAUAUACACGGCUCUCGUACUGAAACGCCGGGUCGUUGUCUAUCACCACAAAUUGGAUCCAUUGCUACAAUUCAUACGAGUAUUACCAGCGUUUGUGUGGCACCGACCGGACGCCUACCAAAUGCUGUACCCGUGCGUUGAGCUCAGCUCGACCACAGAGAUCCAGGACCUCCAGUCCCACACCCACUAUAUCGCCGGCUUUCUCGAGUCCGAUGUCCAGAGUCGGACCGAUUUGUACGACAUUUACGUGAAUCUCGCGGCCAUUGAGAUCACUGUCGGCCACACCUCGAAGGAUAUGUUCGCUAUGACUAAGACUCACAAAGAGAUCGCUGUCUUCAUGACCAGACAGGCCGACAGCCACACCACCACCGACUCGGACCUCAUUCGUGACAUUUGUGACAAGAAUUUGGAGUUAAUUAAGAAUCUGAAACGGAUGGCAACCACACCGUCGACCACCGGGGAUACUGACAGUCCUAUCAAUGGGAAGGACACUCCCGAUGACAAGCCUAUGAUAUCACUGGAAGUCCUCAAAGAGAAGAAACUGAACAAGAAUUUAGAGAAUUUCUUAUGGAAUUUAGCCAUCGCUGAGAAUCUCUGCUUUUAG
Messenger RNA from Oppiella nova, 1474 nucleotides. Lineage: Eukaryota; Metazoa; Arthropoda; Arachnida; Sarcoptiformes; Oppiidae. The record is from the annotation of a GenBank genome assembly.